Molecule: messenger RNA, 411 nt
Organism: Dovyalis caffra
Lineage: Eukaryota; Viridiplantae; Streptophyta; Magnoliopsida; Malpighiales; Salicaceae
Source: the annotation of a GenBank genome assembly
AUGGCUCGUACUAAGCAAACUGCUCGUAAAUCUACCGGUGGUAAGGCUCCAAGGAAGCAGCUCGCCACCAAGGCUGCAAGAAAAUCUGCUCCUACUACAGGUGGAGUCAAGAAGCCUCACCGUUAUCGCCCCGGAACUGUUGCUCUUCGUGAAAUCCGAAAGUAUCAAAAAAGCACAGAGCUUUUGAUCCGCAAGUUGCCCUUUCAGCGCCUUGUUCGUGAAAUCGCUCAAGACUUUAAGACUGAUUUGAGGUUCCAGAGCCACGCAGUCCUUGCUCUUCAGGAGGCUGCUGAGGCUUAUUUGGUGGGUCUGUUUGAGGACACCAACUUGUGUGCUAUCCAUGCUAAGAGAGUCACGAUCAUGCCAAAGGAUAUUCAGCUUGCUAGGCGCAUACGUGGUGAACGUGCUUAA